AUGUCGGACUCGCCAACCCCGUACGAAAUUCAAGGCUGGGACACCGGAGACGAACAUCUUGAUAUAAGCAUUCACGUCAACGGUUUCCGUUUCACAAUCACCGUGUCUCCCGAUUACUUCAAGGACUCGCCUCGUGCGAUCGGCCACUUCCGCGAAAUAUUCGACAAAAUUGAGGCCGGCAACGACGACUCUCCGGACGUCUGGGACUAUGCCAAACAAGUUGCCGACAUUUUUUUGCCGGAGUUCGAAGUUCUGGCACCACCUAGACUACAGAGUGGCAAAUUGACGCUCGCUGACCUAUCCAUUCGCGGCUCUUUCGAAUGUCAAUACCGAGUCAUUAAAGAAGAGCCCAUGUCAGUCGCAGUCACAGAACGGGUAUGGGACGAUACAUUACUCCCCGCAGAAUGGGACAUGCGCUCUAUCCAAUCUGCGUUCCCAGUGGUUGAUCCAGUAGAGGUGGAGAUACCAUAUAGCGACGAUGACUCCAUUUACGAUAUCAUCCCUCGACAAGUGUUCAUCAGAGGUUGGACCCUCUUUUACAAGCCAUGCUGGUCGCCUUACGAUGCCAUUGACGAAGUCGAAAAGUACUCCCGCAUCUACAACUCAGGCUUGUCUACAGAGCAACUGAGCACGGCCCGACUCUUCGGUGUGGUUGCAGGCCGGGGAGGUCAGGCCAAAGGAUUGCUCUACGAAUGGAUAGAGACGAAAGGUGCCGGAACUCUCGCAUCGACUAUCAGCGCCGACACUCCGCUGGCAUUGAGGAAGAAAUGGGUUUCACAGAUCAGCAACGCCGUGGCACGAUUGCAUCGCCUGGGUGUCGUUUGGGGCGACGUGAAGCCGGACAACGUUCUCAUCGACAUUCAUAAUAAUGCGAUUGUCAUUGACUUAGAGGGUGGUACGACCCGGGGGUGGGUCGAACGCGACGUUGGUGACUCCAUAGAGGGCGAUCUUCAGGGCAUUGAAAAGCUCGUUGAUUUUAUUCUCAACGACGAAAGUCCGCUACGCCUUGGCAUCAAAAUCACACAGUGA
Molecule: messenger RNA, 1029 nt
Organism: Purpureocillium takamizusanense
Lineage: Eukaryota; Fungi; Ascomycota; Sordariomycetes; Hypocreales; Ophiocordycipitaceae
Exons: 1
Coding region: 1-1029 (342 amino acids)
Biological process (GO): protein phosphorylation
Molecular function (GO): ATP binding; protein kinase activity
Source: RefSeq, a predicted model, not a curated record